This is a messenger RNA of Bradysia coprophila, 1948 nucleotides long. RefSeq names its product Nucleostemin 4 (gene Ns4). The record is from RefSeq and is a predicted model, not a curated record. Gene Ontology annotation, molecular function: GTP binding; GTPase activity. Lineage: Eukaryota; Metazoa; Arthropoda; Insecta; Diptera; Sciaridae.
UCAGUUUAAAUACUGUGUUGAUGUUGUGAAAUAAAAUCAAAAUAUUAUUUGCGGAAAUGCCUCAGGGACGAAGGAAAGUUCCGUUCAGUGGAAAACAGAAAAAACAACAAAUUGCUGCUAAGCGGCAAGCUAAAAGUAACUUCAAUGCCCUUAUUCAGAGACCGGACUUACGACCAAAUUACCUUUCAGAGUUUUUCCCACUCGGCAAUGCAUCGUACAGCUACUCAGAUAGUGAAACUGAGGGAGCAAUUGGAGACGCUGGCGGAGAGGAAGUUAAAAAAAUAAAUUAUCAAAGCUCCCGCAGUGGACGUGGUGCCAACGCAAAUCGCUAUGCACUACAAUUUUAUAAGGAGACCGACGAACGAUUGCAUCAAAUGCGACAAGAUGCUAUGAAACCGUUGCAAUUUGUGGACAAAGUCAGCUUAGAAGUCGGAACGGAUGACUUUGCUGGAUACAAUUUUCCAAAGCGACCGGACUGGUCGUACGCCAUGUCCAAGGAGCAGCUAGAUCGGAAUGAAAAUAGUUAUUUUACGAAGUACAUUUCAAUCGUCGAAAAGUGGCACAGAGACGAGAACAAAAUCAUGAGCUAUUUCGAAUUGAAUUUGGAGACGUGGCGGCAACUGUGGCGAGUCUUGGAAAUUUCGGAUAUUGUGCUGAUUAUUGUCGACAUUCGAUAUCCGACUCUAAUGUUUCCGCCGUCACUUUUCGAGUACGUGACAAAGGAUCUCCAUAAGAAUAUGAUUCUUGUGAUGAAUAAGGUGGAUUUAGUCGAGUCAACUGUGGUGCUAGCUUGGAAAAAGUAUUUUGAAGAGGUCUAUCCAGAAGUCACGGUGGUGCUGUUCACGUCAUAUCCUGGCUAUUUAUUGAGGAAUACGUCUGGAUUGAAUGAAGGACUAAAAAUUCGCAGGCGUCGAGGUAAAAUGAAAAUGGCUCUGGAAGGCGCUCAACAAGUCUUUGAAGCAUGCAAAUCCAUCACCAAAGACGAGGUCGAUUUAUCGUCUUGGGAGAAUAAAAUAUCCGAAGAAUUGAAAUUGGUUCAUGAAUCUACAGCGGAUGACGAAGCUGAAGGACCGGCCUACGAACACACACACGACGAUGAUACUUCGUUCAAUUUCGAGGAGCAUGUUCUGUAUAAAAAUGGUGUAUUGACCGUAGGCUGUGUGGGAUUUCCGAACGUUGGCAAAUCAUCGUUGAUGAACGCUCUAAUGGGUAGAAAAGUUGUCAGUGUUAGCAAGACACCAGGCCAUACGAAACACUUUCAAACCAUUUUCUUAACAAAUACUGUUCGACUUUGCGAUUGCCCUGGUCUAGUGUUUCCGACAUCCACACCUCGGCCGUUCCAAGUGUUGAUGGGCAGCUAUCCAAUUGCUCAGCUGAGAGUGCCGAUGGCAUCCGUGAAAUACUUAGCCGAACGCGUCGAUUUGCGGAAAUUACUCAACCUUACACAUCCGCAAGGUAACAAUGAGACUGUCUGGAGUGCUGUUGACAUUUGUGAAGCCUGGGCUAUAAAGCGUGGAUUUCUAACGGCAAAGGCGGCACGGCCCGAUUCUAAUCGAGCGGCGAAUAGCAUUCUGAGAAUGGCAUUGGAGGGACAGAUCACCAUGUUUACGCUGCCGCCAAAGUUUUGUGGAAAAGAAGAUUAUUGGUCACAUCACGAAGAACUAGCGGCCAUCGAAGAGGUCCAAGCUUUGGGAAAGUUAGACGAGUCGCUGGAUAACACUGUCUCGGACAUAGCUUACUCGGAGGAGGAUAAUGAUUCGAACGAAGACGACAGUCCAGCAGAUACGUCUUUACCGGCCAUCGAGAAUGCUUUUUCUUUGCUUAACACAGAUUAAUUCCGAGAAGUGAUUGCCUGUUCAACCGUUGUACGUGAGCCGAUUCGAUUAUUUAGUCUUAGAAACGUCUCACUGUUUUUCUGAUAAAAUAAUUAAAAAUUUUGAACGAUGAA